AUGCCCAUAGGAAAAUAUGCUAAAUGGCAGAAGCUACUAAGCGAAUUCGACAUCGUGUACGUAGCACAAAAGGCAAUCAAAGGCCAAGCCCAAGCUGACUUGCUGGCGAAAAUCCCUGUCGAUGAAAAACUUGAACCAUUACAGACUUUCUUCCCAGAUGAGGAAAUGAUGUUUAUCGAAGAAGAGGUGGCAGAACCAUACUCAGGUUGGAGACUGUUCUUCGAUGGAGCAGUCGAUUACAAAGGAUCGGGCAUCAGAGCAGUGUUAAAAUCAGAAACAGGACAACACUAUCUAAUGGCCACAAAGCUCAACUUCAGAUGUACUAACAACAUGGCAGAAUAUCAAGCGGGUAUCCUUGGCCUCAGGAUGGCAUGGGACAUGAACAUACAAGAAUUGUUGUUCAAGAUAACUCACAGAAACUCCACUGCCGAUCUACCACAGAUGAACGGAGCUAUAGAGGCAGCCAACAAGAAUAUCAAAAGGAUCCUGAGAAAAAUGAUUGACAAUUACAAGAAUUACCACGAGCAGUUGCCUUAUGCCUUGUUGAGGUACAGAACCACAACCCGAACUUCCACCGAGGCAACCCCAUAUCUCUUUAUCUACGGUACUGAAGCAGUCAUACCCGCAGAAUUGGAGAACCCUUCACUUAGGAUCAUCCAAGAGGCAGAGCUAAAUGAUGCAGAAUGGGUCAGAAAUCGCUACGAACAACUAUCCACAAUAGAUUAA
This is a messenger RNA of Lycium barbarum (goji berry), 726 nucleotides long. RefSeq lists its product as uncharacterized. The coding region runs from base 1 to 726 and encodes 241 amino acids. Lineage: Eukaryota; Viridiplantae; Streptophyta; Magnoliopsida; Solanales; Solanaceae. Gene Ontology annotation, molecular function: nucleic acid binding; RNA-DNA hybrid ribonuclease activity. The record is from RefSeq and is a predicted model, not a curated record. The transcript has 2 exons.